Messenger RNA from Fusarium sp. VM40, 1410 nucleotides. NCBI's taxonomy places the organism in Eukaryota, Fungi, Ascomycota, Sordariomycetes, Hypocreales, Nectriaceae. The record is from the annotation of a GenBank genome assembly.
AUGGCCGACUCCGACGGCGAGUAUGUCGCCGAUAUGUCGGACGACGAUCUCAUGGACCACCGCGUCGCCGAAGAUGACCCCCAAGCUGCCAAGGGGAAAUCUUCAAAACAGAGAAAAGGCGACUCAGCUAGAGCCUGGGAAGUCUCGAAACGAACUUGGGAGACGAACCUACCAGAGGAGGAUCAGGACGGAAUACUGAGUCUCACAGCCCUCGAGGCGGAGAAGCGAAAGCGGCUACUGCGCGAUACCACGCCACUGCAGAGAGGAAUUAUUCGACAUAUGGUGCUCGUGUUGGACAUGUCAUUCGCCAUGACGGAGAAGGAUCUGCUGCCUACAAGGUAUCGCCUCAUGCUGAGCUACGCAGCUGCCUUUGUUCGAGAGUUCUUUGAGCAAAAUCCAAUUUCGCAGCUGGGAAUUAUUGGGAUGCGCGAUGGUGUCGCUGUUAGAAUUAGUGACGUUGGAGGAAACCCGGCGGAACAUUUGGAAAGGUUGAAGGGACUAGAGAAUCAAGAUCCCCAGGGCAAUCCAAGUCUGCAGAAUGCUCUGGAGAUGUGUCGAGGAGCCUUAUUCCAUGCGCCUUCCCACGGUACGCGAGAAGUACUCAUUAUCUACGGCGCCUUAUUAUCAAGCGAUCCAGGCGAUAUUCACGAGACGAUUGGCAGCCUCAUCAGCGACCGGAUACGCGUAUCUAUCGUCGGCCUGUCCGCCCAUCUUGCUAUCUGCGCUGACUUAUGCUCGCGAACCAACGCCGGCGAUGAGUCACAGUAUAACAUCGCGAUGGAUGAGGUGCACUUCCGCGAGCUUUUCCUUGCUGCCACCACACCCCCAGUAACGCGCACACUUGAGCAAAGCACGGCCAGCUUGCUCAUGAUGGGAUUCCCGUCGCGGACACUCGUCCCCAACGGCACUACGAGUUACUGCGCAUGCCAUAAUCGGCCUUGCCGCGAGGGUUAUCUCUGUACCCGCUGUGGUGUUCGCGUCUGCCGCAUCCCGGCCGAAUGCCCAUCGUGUGAUCUCACUCUGAUUCUGUCAACCCAUCUUGCUCGCUCAUACCACCAUCUUUUCCCGCUACGGAACUGGGUCGAAGUGCCGUGGUCCAAAGCCACCCGCUCUGCAGCCUGCUUCGCAUGCCUUGCGCCCUUUCCCGAGCCACCAAAGAACAAAGGCUCCGAUAGAUCGAAGGAAGACAGUGGCGCACCCAAGACAGCCAAGGGUGUCAGCGAGAGUGGGCGAUAUGCUUGUGAGGUGUGUAGACAGCACUUCUGCAUCGAUUGUGACGUGUUUGCCCAUGAGGUCGUUCAUAACUGCCCUGGCUGCCAGAGUUUAGUGUCGAAGGCGGAUGGUGCCGCUUCUUCGGGCGAACCGGACGGUACAGCUGCACAUACUAACGGCGAUGUGGCUAUGACAUGA